GGUCCGGGCCCCGGGGGAUCCAGGCUCUGCUGUGCGCGUGUACCAGCUGCCUACAGGCCAACUACACGUGUGAAACAGAUGGGGCCUGCAUGGUUUCCAUUUUCAACCUGGACGGAAUGGAGCACCACGUGCGCACCUGCAUCCCCAAGGUGGAGCUGGUCCCCGCAGGGAAGCCCUUCUACUGCCUGAGCUCAGAGGACCUGCGCAACACCCACUGCUGCUACACUGACUUCUGCAACAAGAUCGACCUGAGGGUGCCCAGUGGUCACCUCAAGGAGCCUGAGCACCCAUCCAUGUGGGGUCCGGUGGAGCUGGUAGGCAUUAUCGCCGGCCCAGUGUUCCUCCUGUUCCUCAUCAUCAUCAUUGUUUUCCUUGUCAUUAACUAUCAUCAGCGAGUCUAUCACAACCGCCAGAGGCUGGACAUGGAAGAUCCCUCGUGUGAGAUGUGUCUCUCCAAAGACAAGACGCUGCAGGAUCUUGUCUACGAUCUCUCCACAUCAGGAUCCGGCUCAGGGUUACCCCUUUUUGUCCAGCGCACAGUAGCCCGAACCAUCGUUCUGCAGGAGAUCAUCGGCAAGGGCCGGUUUGGGGAAGUUUGGCGUGGCCGCUGGAGAGGCGGCGAUGUGGCUGUGAAGAUUUUCUCUUCUCGAGCGGUCCUGGUGCCGGGAAGCGGAGAUAUACCAGACAGUCAUGCUGCGCCAUGAGAACAUCCUCGGGUUUAUUGCUGCGGACAAUAAAGAUAAUGGCACCUGGACACAGCUGUGGCUUGUCUCCGACUACCAUGAGCAUGGCUCCCUGUUUGAUUACCUGAACCGAUACACAGUGACGAUUGAGGGGAUGAUUAAGCUGGCCCUUUCUGCUGCUAGCGGGUUGGCACACCUGCACAUGGAGAUCGUGGGUACCCAAGGGAAGCCUGGAAUUGCUCAUCGAGACUUAAAGUCGAAGAAUAUCCUGGUGAAGAAGAACGGCAUGUGCGCCAUCGCAGACCUGGGCCUGGCUGUGCGCCACGACGCCGUCACUGACACCAUCGACAUUGCCCCAAAUCAGAGGGUGGGAACCAAACGAUACAUGGCCCCUGAAGUACUUGAUGAAACCAUUAACAUGAAACACUUUGACUCCUUUAAAUGUGCUGAUAUCUAUGCCCUCGGGCUUGUGUACUGGGAGAUUGCACGAAGAUGCAAUUCUGGAGGAGUCCACGAAGAAUAUCAGCUGCCGUAUUAUGACUUAGUGCCCUCUGACCCUUCCAUUGAGGAAAUGCGAAAGGUCGUAUGUGACCAAAAGCUACGUCCCAAUAUCCCUAACUGGUGGCAGAGUUAUGAGGCGUUACGGGUGAUGGGGAAGAUGAUGCGAGAGUGUUGGUACGCCAACGGCGCAGCCCGCCUGACUGCUCUGCGCAUCAAGAAGACCCUGUCCCAGCUCAGCGUGCAGGAGGAUGUGAAGAUCUAACCUGCGCCCGCUCCCCGACAUGCAGCCACGGCAGCGAGGACUACACAGCACUGCCGCCUUGAGCGUACGAUGGAGGCCUACCUCUCGUUUCUGCCCAGCCCUCUGUGGCCAGGAGCCCUGGCCUGCGUGAGGGACAGAGCCCGGGAGACUCGCUCACUCCUACGUUGGGUUUGAGACACAGAAACUUUUUAUAUUUACCUCCUAAUGGCAUGGAGACUCUGAGAGCGAAUCGUGUGGAGAACUCGAUGCCACAGCGUGAACUGGUUGUAGUGGGAAGUCCUGCAAGACCCGGUGCAUCUGGCGUGUACGGCCAGGAGUGCUGACAGGGGUGGCCUGGGAGGGGCCAGGAGGAGCCAAGUUGUUGCCAGUGCUAAGCAGCACUGAGGGUUUUCCUCCAGGGACCAACCCACAAAACAUCAAAGUGGCCAGAGGACCCAGAAGGACAGCCCCUCCACGGGCAGCCCUGAGCCACACGCUGCCCUCCUCCCUCGCACGGACAGCUGCAGGGACUGCCAGUGGAGACGGAGUCUGCCGCCUGUCUGUCCAGCUGUGUGUGCAUGUGCCGAGGUGCGUCCCCUGUUGUGCCUGGUCUGUGCCAUGCCCUUACACGUGUGUGUGUACGUGUGUGUCUGUAGGUGCGCACUUACCUGCUUGAGCUUUCUGUGCAUGUGCAGGUCGGGGUGUGCUUGUCGUGCGUCUCUGCGUGCUGGUGCCUCUGUUCAGUAGUGAGCAGCAUCUAGUAGCCCUGGUGCCCCGCCCCCCCCGCCCCACAGAGCCCCCAUGCCACGGUGGUCUUGUCCCCCCUUAUUCAGGCUGCUCUCUCCGCCCUGUGUCAGCCCAGCUCUCCUCCAUUUCAGACUGUGGAACCAAAGCUGGCCCAGUUGUCCAUGGCUGGAGAGGCUUUUGGGUCAGAAUGUGAGGGAGGGGCGGGAGGGGCAGGGAAGGAAUCUUGGCGGAAGUCUUGGGUCUCGUGGUCAGCAUCCACCUGGGAAAUGAGCCAGCCCCAGGCGUCAUCCUCAGCAACACCAAGGAAGGGCCAAGGAAUUUGAAGCCAGAUCUUGGGACUCAGAUUGGAAUGUCACAUCUGUCUUUCACAUCCCAGAUUCUGGAAGCAGCAGUGUAUAUUUUUGGUGGUGGUGGGUUUGGGGUGGGGAUGGG
Molecule: messenger RNA, 2604 nt
Organism: Tupaia belangeri chinensis (Chinese tree shrew)
Lineage: Eukaryota; Metazoa; Chordata; Mammalia; Scandentia; Tupaiidae
Gene: ACVR1B
Product: activin A receptor type 1B
Biological process (GO): cell surface receptor protein serine/threonine kinase signaling pathway; protein phosphorylation; cellular response to growth factor stimulus
Cellular component (GO): signaling receptor complex; plasma membrane
Molecular function (GO): ATP binding; transmembrane receptor protein serine/threonine kinase activity
Source: RefSeq, a predicted model, not a curated record